UGACAGCCAGGUCACGUUAUCUUUACCUGUGGCCGAAAUGAUUCUUCUUUUUUUUUGUUUGAAUGGCCGAAAAGAAAGUUGAACAGAUAAUAAAACCCGCCUUAUAAAUUCAACAUCACUUCUCCUCCUUCUUUGGCCGUUUUAUUAUCUCCGGCGAGAAGAGAAAGAAGAAAGUUUAGAUCGGAAUCGUCUUGGUUCCUCGUUUCUUCUUCGAUCCCAUCUUCUUCUUCCGAUCUUUCUUUUCCAAGCUUAUAAAAAAUGGCCGAGGCUGAUGACAUUCAACCAAUCGUCUGUGACAAUGGUACCGGAAUGGUCAAGGCUGGUUUCGCCGGUGAUGAUGCUCCCAGGGCUGUUUUCCCUAGUGUUGUUGGUAGGCCAAGACAUCAUGGUGUUAUGGUUGGGAUGAACCAGAAGGAUGCCUACGUUGGUGACGAAGCACAGUCCAAGAGAGGUAUUCUCACCUUGAAAUACCCUAUUGAGCAUGGUGUUGUGAGCAACUGGGAUGACAUGGAGAAGAUCUGGCAUCACACUUUCUACAACGAGCUCCGUAUUGCUCCUGAGGAGCACCCGGUUCUUCUUACCGAGGCUCCUCUUAACCCAAAGGCCAACAGAGAGAAGAUGACUCAAAUCAUGUUCGAAACCUUCAACUCACCAGCUAUGUAUGUCGCCAUCCAGGCUGUUCUCUCCCUUUACGCCAGUGGUCGUACUACCGGUAUUGUGCUGGAUUCUGGUGAUGGUGUGUCUCACACCGUGCCAAUCUACGAGGGUUUCUCUCUUCCACACGCCAUCCUCCGUCUCGACCUUGCUGGUCGUGACCUUACUGAUUACCUCAUGAAGAUCCUUACCGAGAGAGGUUACAUGUUCACCACAACAGCCGAGCGGGAAAUUGUAAGAGACAUCAAGGAGAAGCUCUCCUUCGUUGCUGUCGACUACGAGCAGGAGAUGGAGACUUCCAAAACCAGCUCCUCCAUCGAGAAGAACUACGAAUUACCCGACGGACAAGUCAUCACCAUCGGUGCCGAGAGAUUCAGGUGCCCAGAGGUCCUGUUCCAGCCGUCGUUCGUGGGAAUGGAAGCUGCUGGAAUCCACGAGACAACCUAUAACUCGAUCAUGAAGUGUGACGUGGAUAUCAGGAAGGACUUGUACGGAAACAUUGUGCUCAGUGGUGGAACAACUAUGUUCUCGGGGAUUGCAGACCGUAUGAGCAAAGAGAUCACAGCACUUGCACCAAGCAGCAUGAAGAUUAAGGUGGUUGCACCUCCCGAGAGGAAGUACAGUGUCUGGAUCGGUGGUUCCAUUCUUGCUUCCCUCAGCACAUUCCAGCAGAUGUGGAUCUCCAAGGCUGAGUAUGAUGAGGCAGGUCCAGGAAUUGUUCACAGAAAAUGCUUCUAAGCUGUCUCAGGGAGAAGGCUCAAAGCUGGGUUUUAUGAAUUUUUUAUAUUUGCUUUCUCCAUUUGUUUGUUUCAUUUCCCUUUGAUUUCGUUUAUGUGUGUGAUAAACUCUCUGGGUUACGUCUGCGUUUCAAGAAACCUUUGCGUUUUAGUCCCUUGUUUUGUAGCCCUGAGUGAUCGAAUUGAUAUAUGCCUCUUUAUUCCUUAUUUUUCCA
Brassica rapa (field mustard) is the source of this 1606-nucleotide messenger RNA. It is a transcript of the gene ACT1, whose product is annotated as actin-2. NCBI's taxonomy places the organism in Eukaryota, Viridiplantae, Streptophyta, Magnoliopsida, Brassicales, Brassicaceae. The record is from RefSeq and is a predicted model, not a curated record.